Manis javanica (Malayan pangolin) is the source of this 1173-nucleotide messenger RNA. RefSeq names its product LIM homeobox 4 (gene LHX4). Gene Ontology annotation, molecular function: RNA polymerase II transcription regulatory region sequence-specific DNA binding; zinc ion binding; DNA-binding transcription factor activity, RNA polymerase II-specific. Gene Ontology annotation, biological process: neuron differentiation; regulation of transcription by RNA polymerase II. The record is from RefSeq and is a predicted model, not a curated record. Lineage: Eukaryota; Metazoa; Chordata; Mammalia; Pholidota; Manidae. Gene Ontology annotation, cellular component: nucleus.
AUGAUGCAGAGCGCAGCUGUCCCCGCGGAGGGGGCUGUCAAGGGGCUCCCGGAGAUGCUUGGUGUGCCGAUGCAACAGAUCCCUCAGUGCGCUGGCUGCAACCAGCAUAUCCUGGACAAGUUCAUCCUGAAGGUCCUGGACAGACACUGGCACAGCUCCUGCCUCAAGUGUGCAGACUGCCAGAUGCAGCUGGCUGACAGGUGCUUCUCCAGGGCGGGGAGUGUCUACUGCAAGGAAGACUUCUUCAAGCGCUUCGGCACAAAAUGCACGGCCUGCCAGCAGGGCAUCCCCCCAACCCAGGUGGUCCGCAAGGCACAGGACUUCGUCUACCACCUGCACUGCUUCGCCUGCAUCAUCUGCAACCGGCAGCUGGCCACGGGCGACGAGUUCUACCUCAUGGAGGACGGGCGGCUGGUGUGCAAGGAGGACUACGAGACAGCCAAGCAGAAUGAUGACUCCGAGGCAGGGGCCAAGCGGCCGCGGACCACCAUCACGGCCAAGCAGCUGGAGACGCUGAAGAACGCCUACAAGAACUCCCCCAAGCCUGCCCGGCACGUGCGGGAGCAGCUCUCCUCCGAGACUGGCCUGGACAUGAGGGUCGUACAGGUCUGGUUUCAGAACAGAAGGGCCAAGGAGAAGCGCCUGAAGAAGGAUGCGGGGCGGCAUCGCUGGGGGCAGUUCUACAAGAGCGUCAAGAGGAGCCGGGGAGGCAGCAAGCAGGAGAAGGAGAGCUCGGCAGAGGACUGUGGGGUUAGUGACAGUGAGCUGAGCUUCCGAGAGGAUCAAAUUCUCUCAGAACUUGGCCACACCAAUAGGAUUUAUGGCAACGUGGGGGACAUUACAGGCGGACAGUUAAUGAAUGGGAGCUUCUCCGUGGACGGGACAGGACAAUCCUAUCAGGACCUGAGGGAUGGGAGCCCCUAUGGAAUCCCACAGUCUCCAUCCUCCAUAUCAUCCCUGCCAUCUCAUGCUCCUUUGCUCAAUGGGCUGGAUUAUACGGUGGACAGUAAUUUGGGCAUCAUUGCACAUGCAGGGCAGGGAGUAAGCCAGACGCUGCGAGCCAUGGCUGGGGGACCCACCUCUGACAUCUCCACAGGAAGCAGUGUAGGCUAUCCCGACUUUCCGACUAGCCCAGCCUCUUGGCUCGAUGAAAUGGAUCACCCUCCUUUUUAA